This is a messenger RNA of Diaporthe amygdali, 1203 nucleotides long. RefSeq lists its product as uncharacterized. NCBI's taxonomy places the organism in Eukaryota, Fungi, Ascomycota, Sordariomycetes, Diaporthales, Diaporthaceae. The coding region runs from base 1 to 1203 and encodes 400 amino acids. The record is from RefSeq and is a predicted model, not a curated record. The transcript has 3 exons.
AUGCCCGAGAACUUUUCAGAGUCUUUCGCCGAUUCCAGGAGAUACCAGACGCAGAGCGAAGGUUACAUACAGGAGAACUCUCCGCGAGUCGAGCAAAACACGGGAUUCUCCGAAGCCAUGGAUACAUCCGUCCUGAUCUUGCGGCAAACCUCCGAUUGCAUCUGUGAUCUCGGGCUAUACAUCGACGAUUCCACUGAUUUCGAUCUGACACAACGUUAUAUCGUGAUAACAAUACUGGGUGUGUCCAUAUACAACUGUGUUGAGCUAAUCCCAUUCAUCUUCGCCACCUUCAAAAGGUACAAGGGAUUGUACUUCUGGAGUCUACUAGCGUCGAUUCUCGGCAUACUCAUGUCCAACAUUUCGAACCUGGUAUCGAACUUCUACCCGAACCCUCCGCGCCUACAGGUUGGCUUGAUCGGCCUGUUUGGGUGGGCUCUGAUGGUAACAGGCCAGUCUUUGGUACUCUACUCCAGGCUCGACCUGCUUCCACUCGCUGAAAGCAUACGCCGAUGGGUGUUGCGUGUGAUCAUUUUCAAUGCGAUUACGAUGCAGGUGCCAAUUAUUGUACUGAACACUGGGUCCAAGUCUUCCAGGCCGGAAAGGUUCCUUCCGAUCUUCUCUAUAUUUGAGAAGAUUCAGAUCAUCGUAUUCUUUCUGCAGGAAAUCGGACUAUCAUGCGUCUAUUUGUGGGAGUGCUUUAGGUUUCUCGUUCUCCCAGAACCCCCUGUGGCGUAUCGAGUUGAAACCGGCGGCUUAAAUAACAGCCCUCAAAAGAAUUCGAGAAAGGUUCUGCUACAUCUUCUCAUCGUCAGUGUGGCUGUAAUCAUACUGGACAUCACCAUUAUUGCCCUUGAAUUCUCAGGCUUUCAUAUCAUCCAAAUCAGUUAUAAAGAGCUUGCCUACAGCAUAAAGUUGAAGCUUGAAAUAUCAAUUCUAAGCCGCCUGGUCAAAUUCGUUCAAGCAAGGCCAGUGGGUAGCAGCGGCCGCAUCACAACACAUGAUGAGCUUGAGUGGGAGCCAGCCAUUCAACAAGCGUUCAAUUCGCAGCAAACUAGCCAGCAAGUCCACGGCGUGAAUGAGAAGUCCGAGGGAGGCCGUACAAAUCACACAUUUACCGACUUGGACAAUCAAUUAGGCUAUCGCACAGGCGAUACCAGACAGGCACAUCCAGCUCAGGAGUUGGCUAUCGAGAGAAUGGCUUGA